Molecule: messenger RNA, 6107 nt
Organism: Macrobrachium nipponense
Lineage: Eukaryota; Metazoa; Arthropoda; Malacostraca; Decapoda; Palaemonidae
Exons: 20
Coding region: 159-4160 (1333 amino acids)
Biological process (GO): protein deubiquitination
Molecular function (GO): cysteine-type deubiquitinase activity
Source: RefSeq, a predicted model, not a curated record
AAGUUAAAGUAAAUUGCGGUUCCAGUGCGCAUGCGUGGUUCAGCUUGCUAGUAGAUACUAGUAGAUAUUCGGUGGUUGUCCUGAAUACUGUUAAUAUCGCUGAUAAUUUAACCCCUUUGCCUUCCAUUUAAAAGUAGAUACAACCUCCGUGAUGCAAGAUGUCAUCAGGUGAGGACCGCACACAUCACUGGCUUCUAACUAGUCCAGGGCCAGGGGAAGGUGUUGAAGAAGAAGCUAUGGUUGAAGGAGAACCUGCACCUGAUGGUCACUAUCCUCUUAUGACCAAUCCAUUUGAUGAACAGCUUGCUCUGAAUUCAGGGGAUGCAGUAGAUGAGGGAAUAGUUUCCUCACCUGUGAACAGUGUGGAUCUUGACAGAGAUUCCCCUCUUGUUGGAGCUCUAGAUGAUGAGGAAGAUGGUGGUCCUCCAAGUAUAGAGACACAACCACCUGAUCAUGUAGAUGAUUUAGAAGUCUCAGGUAUCACCUCAUCGUGGAUAAGCUCUGGAGGAAGUCAUUAUGGUAAUACACAUCCAAGCUAUGGUUACUCGCUCUUGAAGACAGAAAACCAUCAGGCAGACAAUUCAGGCUUAAAUGAAAUGCCAGGACUAGAACCAAGUGAUUUUGAUAUUGGGCCUGUAUAUGGACCACAGAUGCCAGGUCCCUUUAGCAGCCCUACCCCUGAUACUGGUUCAUCUUAUGGUGAUAUAACAGAUGAAAAUGCAGUUAGUGGUAUCUGUGGCCUUAGGAACUUGGGAAAUACUUGUUUCAUGGCAGCUGGGAUUCAGUGUCUGGUGAAUACACCUCCAAUUGCUCAGUAUUUCAUCAGCCAUCAUCAUCAUCAUAAUUCUAAUGGAAAAAACUCCUUAGCCACUCAGUUCUCUCAAUUAACCAACAAAAUUUGGUGUGGACGAUACUCCUCUUUAAGGCCAUCUGAUUUCAAAGAUGCUUUUGGCCAACAGUGGCGUGAUUUCAGGGAUUAUAGGCAGCAUGACUGCCAGGAAUUCAUAACACUGCUCUUGGAAGGGUUAAGGAAACAGAUGUGCAUAACAGAUGAUGGAGGGGGUAGUGUUGGAGUUGCCAAACAAAAAAAUCAGGAUAAACUGGUUAGCAGUGGCAGUAGCACUAGCAGUACUAGUAGUACUAGUAGCAGUAGUAGUACCAACAGUAGGAGCAGUAACAAUAGCACCCAUGCAAGUGGAAGCAGAGGAAGUCAAAUGUAUUCAUCGCCUUCAUCUCCCCAGUCUCCACACUGUCCCAUGUCUCCACAGAGUCCGCAUUGCCCUAGUUCACCACAAACUCUUCAUUCACUCAAACAACCUCUUGAACUCCGCAGUGAUUCCCAUGAGGAAAAUCUUGGCUUAGACAGUGGUGGUGCAUCUCCCAAGAGCAGUAUAUCCAGUAGUUCUGUGGAUGCACAUUGUGUUAACUAUAGACUGCAACCGAUACCAGAAGAAGUUCGCUCUCUUUUGCCAGCACAUGUUAAUGCAUCUUGUGAUGAUAUCUCACUGGCUGGAACUACCAGCUGUCAUGAUGCUGAAAGUGUUGCCUCUGAUGUGUCGGAUCCAGCUGAUGUAGGUGGCAGUGGUGGUAUCAGACGAUACAAUCACUUAGGUGAUAGUUCUGACUGUGAUAGUACUACACAAAAUACAAUCGCUACUCAUAAUCUCCAUACCCUUCACUGUGAUAAUAGCACUUUAAGCCUUGAGAAGAAUCAGUUGAAUGAACAAGUUCAAGAUAAGGACCAGAACACCAUUAGUCGUCAAGAGAAGGGCUUGUGUUCCACAUCCUCUCCUAAUUCCUCUGGUGCUCAUAUAGCCUUGGUAAAAUUAGAAGAUAUUAUGAAAGAGUCAAAGACAUCUAAUGUGAAUGUGUUAGUGAAAGAUAACCCUACAAACAAUGAACUCCUCUUUGACUCUGAGAAAUAUGCAAAGUAUGAUAAAACACGAUUAAAAAAUAGUGUUGAUAAUUUAAGUAAGUCAGGUGUGAAAAGAAUCAAAGAAGUUAAUCUCCUCCAUGAAAGGAGAGGAUGUCAGUCCGUGGUUGGUGUAGCAGAGUCUGAGGAGGACGAUUCUGAAGAUAGAGAAGAUAUGACAAUAAACAAGAAAAUUAGACUUGAUGAAAAAAAUAUUCAAUUAGAGUUAGAAAGGCAUCAAGUUUUAUCAGAGCGAAGUGGUGAUAGUUCCAUGUCAGCAUCAAGUGCUGAUGUGCCAAGUCAUUCAACAGUUUCAGUAUCAUCACUAGAACAACACCAGGCGGAUAAAACUUGGCGAUCAUUUGUGGGUGAUCAGAAGAGUGCAGUUGUUGAAACAUUUUAUGGGCAGUUCAAGAGUUCGCUUGUUUGUUGUACAUGUGGACAUACUUCUGUGAAGUAUGAUCCUUUUGGAACCCUCUCGGUGCCUCUACCUUAUGCCAACCAGAUCCAAAUAUGUGUGGUUUAUGUCCCAAGUGAUGGCACUGUUCCAGUACGUUACCUAAUCACUCUUUGUAAAGUGUCUGAUGUUGGUGAUCUCAAAGCAGAACUUUGCAAGUUGAUAGGUCUAAAUGCAGUGGAUCAUUUGGUUACAGCAGAGGUUUUUGAUAAUCAUAUAGCCCGUAUAGUGGAGGAUACGUAUAUGACAAAAUUCCUGAAUUAUAAUCUUCGAAGUAUAUAUGCAUUUCAUUUAGCAGCUCCACCACCUAGCAUUGAAGAAGAAGGUCCUGCAAAUUGUGAAGAAGCUGCAGAAAAGGCAUUGGGUGAAACCUUAGAGACUGCAGAUGUUGCGCAUAGCAGUACCAGUUUUACUAAUGUUUUUGGAGGUAGCAGCAGUAGCAGCAGCAGCAGUGGUAGUUGCAGUGGCAGCGGAGGAGGAAAUGUUGGAGCUGGCAGUGGUGGGGGCCAAUGGCGACCGUGUAAUAUAUGCUUAGAAGAGAUGUGUCAAACAGAAUUGAGAACGCAUCAUUCAUGUGAAGAUUGUCUUCUAUGUGAUGGUUGUAUUGAGAUGUCUUGUAAACAUCAUGGAGGAGAGAGUUUACCUUGCCCUGUUUGUCAAACUGCGCUUUCACCUGCAGAUCUUAUACCUGUUGAAAAAAGAAAAACUGAAAAACCAAAAGCUAGGAUGUUACGAGUUCCACUUGUUUUCCGCGUGGAUCAAGAAAGUGAUAACAAUAACAAAAGAUGUAUGCAGUUGGUAGGUCAUCCAGGCUUACUUGCUCUGCCAUCAAGGUUGACUCCCUCAACAUUAAUGCGAACCUUAGCUUCUAGGAUACCAGCAGGAACAAGUUAUUCUCUUCUUUUAGUGGAUGGAAGGGGUUACAAUUGUUCUCGAUGCUUAUUUUCCUCCCAUUGCCGAGGUUGUGAAGCUGUUACAGGACCAGAAGUCAUAUUACAAGCUGGUGAUACUUUGUGCGUUCGAUUUACAAGUCUAACAUCAGAACAACAGUAUCAACUAGCUGCCACCAAUGAUGAUCCCUCUCUUAAUAACAUGCGUCAGAAUGAUCCUCUUACUUUAUACGAUUGUCUUAAGGCUUUUACUCAAAGUGAAACUCUAGGAGAGACAGAUCUGUGGUUUUGUCCAAAGUGUGAGCGUAAGCAACGUGCAACCAAAACUAUAUCUGUGUGGCGUUAUCCUCCCUACCUCAUAAUUCACCUUGAAAGGUUUUUGUUUCAUGGAACAACAAGUACCAAGUUGGAUGACAAGGUGAUAUAUCCCUUAGAUGGCCUCAAUGUCUCAGAUUAUGUUGUUGGUGACACAAGCACUAGUCACUUGUACAACCUUUAUGCCUGUGUGUGCCACAUGGGAGUUGCUCAGGCAGGUCAUUACACUGCGUUUGCACGUAGCCCUGUAACUGGAGAAUGGCAUUACUUUAAUGACGACUCUGUAACAAAGCAAAAACCCAGGGAAGAGGAAUAUUCAACAGCUUACUUAUUGUUUUAUCACCGGCAAGGAACAAAGUUUGACUUGGCUCUACCACAGCAGUUUGCCUUCUUGGAUAGCUUGCCUAAGCAGAUGGGGAACUAUGAAGAGGAGGAAAUCUCAAAUAAUUUAAUAAGUAGCAGCCAGGCAGGAGUGAAUGACAGUAUAAGCGGUGAGGAGCCUGCUGAGCCUCCAGGUUUUCAGAUAAAUAAGAUUAUUGACAACCUUGGUGAAAGCUGUGAAAAGGACAUGUCAAUGGAAGAGUAGUGUAAACUUUUCUGGGUGAGAUUUACCAGGUGCUGAAAUUACUAGGUUAACAGUGAAUUGAAAUGGUUUAUCAUUUUAGAAGUUAUAUGUGCAACUUGGCCAUAGGAACUUCAAUUUAUGUUUUGGGCUGUUGUAAUAGCUCGAUUAUACAAAGCACUGUCUUAAUAAAUUUUGUAAUUGGAUGUAAAUUUUUUUCAUAUAGUCUGGCAUAGAUGCACAUGGUCAUUAACUUAUGUAUUAGAGUUUUUAUAAAUUCCAAAAAUUUCAUAGAUGUGAUGUCUUUCUCAGUAUCUGAGAUAUUGCUUUAAGGCUGAUGGGAAAUUUCGGUUAGGAACACACAUACAUGCACAACUUUUCACAAUUUCUGGCCUAAGCUCCAGCAGAAUUCACUGCUGUUAUAGUCCAGUCAGUUGAAGAAUCGCGUUCGUUUCUUCUGUGAUAAUAAGAAUAGAAGGUCAAUUUAAAAGGUUUAGUUUGUAGUGCAUUUGAAGAGAUAAAUAGGUGUGAGAUGUCUGCCAUGUGUGCCCGUAUAAGGACAGGUUAUUCCUUGCACUUAUAUGAUUAGUAUGAGUAUUAGGAGUUUGGUUGUUUGCAUGCAACAUAAAGUGACAGUAGUUAUUUUACGUGAUGGUAUAGUAAAUGGAAAAGCUUUUUGUGGUCUUAUUACUUUCAGUAGUAUUUUAUAUUUUUUAAAGCUUUAAUUAAACUUACACAGAGAUAUAUUUAUGACUGAUACUAUUUCUUUUUAAUCAUGUACAGUAUUGUAAAACCUAAGUUCAUUUGAAAUUGAUUUGGCUGAUGUCUUUUGCAAUUGCCCAUAUUUUAAAACAUGGAACACUAUUCUACAGCUUGAUUUAUAUAGUUGUCUAACGGGUGAUAACAGUAGUCUUUACUGUGAAUAUAAGAGAAUUGUACAAGAAAAGAAUUUGAGACAAAUUUUAGUAUGGAUUUUAUGAUGAUAAAUAGUGCAGACCAGGAUCAUAUCUUUCUGCAUUCAUGGUUUCAUACAUACAUACAUACACAUACAUACAUUCAUUCAUUCAUUAAGCAUUACAUCUAUGGAUUGCAAAAUCCUUUCUUGUUUGAAAUAUGUAGAUAAAUUAUACACAUAAAUUACUAGGAUAAGAAGCACACAAUAAAAAGGAAAGAACUUGCUAGUACAAAAAAAGUGUUAAGAUAUUACUACAACUGAUAUGUGUAAAGUAGACCUAAAUCAAAAGUAAAGAAAUGAGAAAAAUACAGAACACAAAACAGACCAGUAUAUGUGGUGUGUGUGUAUACAGUAGCUACUUUUUUUUAUACAUAUAUGCUGUAUUGGUAUUCUUUGGUACUCUUUCAAUUUUCUUUGUGCCACUGUUCCUGCUCAGUAGUUCCUAAUGCUGUACUCUGCCUUUAUGGCUUAGUUAGCUAUGUAAUGGUUGAGUUUGUUUUAACUAUAAAGACACAGGAUCAUGUGAAUUUUGUCAUAUAGCAGUAGGCUUGUGUUAUCCAUUUUAGCUCUGGUUUUUGAAGUUUUAGGCUCUGUUAGAUUUGCUUGUAAUGUUUUGGCUCCCAAGGGCUUACAUCUCAGGUGUUUUAUCAUUGUAGUUAUGUAGUUUGUAUUUAAAACACUAAUGUAGUUAGAGUAUUUUUUGACUACUUUCCCAUAAGAACAAAGUUUGAAUGUGCUGGUAGUAUAAUGUACUUCAUGGAUGUUCUUCAACCAUAAGUGAAUGCUAGGUAAUGUGGUCAGUUUUUGACUAGUUGGCUAAAAAGAAUUUACAGGGUUACUGCUUUUUCAUAUAUUCAAAGAUGAUCUUUACUGUAUUUUGGUCAUCUGUAUCCUUUUUUAUCUUGAUUUUAAGAUUUUGUAUGAAUGAUCAUUGUCUUAAUGAAUGUCAGAUGCAGAUGAUAGUUUUGUUAAUUGAUCUUUAUAUUGUAGGAACAUUAUAGACUCCUUAUUUUGCA